Messenger RNA from Candidozyma pseudohaemuli, 1950 nucleotides. RefSeq names its product glycine--tRNA ligase (gene GRS1). The record is from RefSeq and is a predicted model, not a curated record. Gene Ontology annotation, cellular component: cytoplasm; mitochondrion. Lineage: Eukaryota; Fungi; Ascomycota; Pichiomycetes; Serinales; Metschnikowiaceae. Gene Ontology annotation, molecular function: ATP binding; glycine-tRNA ligase activity. Gene Ontology annotation, biological process: mitochondrial glycyl-tRNA aminoacylation. The coding region runs from base 1 to 1950 and encodes 649 amino acids. The transcript has a single exon.
AUGUCAAGCAAAGCGGCUGUGCCAUUUUCCAGAGACGCCUUGGAGCAGGUGUUGAAGAGACGUUUCUUUUUCGCCCCAGCCUUCGAGAUCUACGGAGGUGUCAGUGGUCUCUACGACUACGGUCCUCCAGGCUGUGGUUUCCAGGCCAACAUUGUCGACACGUGGAGAAAACACUUUAUUUUGGAGGAGGACAUGUUGGAGGUCGACACCACCAUGUUGACGCCGUACGAGGUGUUGAAGACCUCCGGCCAUGUGGACAAGUUCACCGACUGGAUGUGUAAGGACUUGAAGACUGGUGAGAUCUUCAGAGCCGACCACUUGGUGGAGGAGGUUUUGGAGGCCCGUUUGAAGGGCGACAAGGCCGCCCGUGGCCAGCAGGUCGAGGAGAAGGACGACAAGAAGAGAAAGAAGAAGGUGAAGGAGAUCAAGAACGUCAAGUUGGAGGACGCGGUUGUGGCCGAGUACGAGUCUGUUUUGAACCAGAUCGACGGUUUCUCCGGCCCCGAGUUGGGCGACUUGAUCACCAAGUACGACAUCACCAACCCUGCCACCGGCGGUAAGUUGGAGCCUCCUGUGGAGUUCAACCUUAUGUUCGACACUGCCAUUGGCCCAUCUGGCCAGUUGAAGGGCUACCUCCGUCCCGAGACCGCCCAGGGCCAGUUCUUGAACUUUGCCAAGUUGUUGGAGUUCAACAACGAAAAAAUGCCUUUCGCCUCUGCUGCCAUUGGUAAGUCUUUCCGUAACGAGAUCUCCCCUCGUGCUGGUUUGUUGAGAGUCAGAGAGUUCUUGAUGGCCGAGAUCGAGCACUUUGUCGACCCCGAGGACAAGAGCCACCCCCGUUUUGCCGAGGUCAAGGACUUGAAGUUGAAGUUCUUGCCUAAGGACGUCCAGGAGGCUGGUUCCAACACUUUGGUCGAGAAGUCCAUUGGCGAGGCCGUUUCCACCGGCAUGGUCGACAACGAGACCUUGGGCUACUUCAUUGCCAGAAUCUACCAGUUCCUCAUCAAGAUCGGUGUGGACCCCAACAGAUGCAGAUUCAGACAGCACUUGUCGAACGAGAUGGCUCACUACGCCUCGGACUGUUGGGAUGCUGAGUUGGAGACUUCCUACGGUUGGGUCGAGUGUGUUGGUUGUGCCGACCGUUCUGCCUACGAUUUGUCUGUCCACUCUGCCAGAACCAACGAGAAGCUCGUGGUCAGAAAGCCCUUGGACCAGCCUCGUACCGUCAACAACUUCGAGGUCGACAUCGACAAGAAGAAGUUCGGUCCUAAGUUCAGAAAGGACGCUGGUGCCGUGACCAAGUUCUUGACCGACAGAACCCAGUGUGAGUUGGAGGACUUGGCCAAGGAGUUGGCUGACACCGGUAAGAUCUCUGCUGAUGUGCCUAACGUGGGCCAGGUUGAGGUUCCAGCCGAGCUUGUCAAGAUCGAGAGAGUCGAGAGAACCGAGCACGUUCGUGAGUUCACUCCUAACGUGAUUGAGCCUUCUUUCGGUCUUGGCCGUAUCAUCUAUUCCAUCUUUGAGCACAGCUUCUGGGCUAGACCCGAGGACAAGGACAGAUCUGUUUUGUCGUUGCCUCCUUUGGUGGCUCCUACCAAGGUCUUGGUGGUGCCAUUGUCUUCCCACGCUGACUUGACUCCACUUGUUGGUAAGAUCACCUCUGCCUUGAGAAAGGCCCAGGUUCCAUUCAAGGUGGACGACUCUUCGGCUUCCAUCGGUAAGAGAUAUGCUAGAAACGACGAGUUGGGUACUCCUUUCGGUAUCACCAUUGACUUUGACACUGUCAAGGACGGUUCUGUUACUUUGAGAGAGAGAGACUCCACCAAGCAGGUGAGAGGUUCUCUUGACGACAUUGUCAAGGCCGUCAAGGCCAUCACCUACGACGGUGUUUCAUGGACCGAGGGUACUUCCCUGCUCACUCCUUUUGAGACUGUCACUGAGGAGAAAUAA